This is a messenger RNA of Ogataea parapolymorpha DL-1, 1800 nucleotides long. RefSeq lists its product as uncharacterized. NCBI's taxonomy places the organism in Eukaryota, Fungi, Ascomycota, Pichiomycetes, Pichiales, Pichiaceae. Bases 1 to 1800 code for a protein of 599 amino acids. The transcript has a single exon. The record is from RefSeq and is a predicted model, not a curated record.
AUGAAACUAAUUCCUUUGCUUAUGCUAGGCUUUAGCCUCCAAAUUGCCAAAUGUCAAGAGCCCAACAGUGACCAUUCUGAUGCUACAAUAUAUAGCGAGGAACAUUUUGGUCUGCAAUUUUCUCAAUGUGCUUCCCAAGUUUUUAGCGAUAUUGGUGGAUCAGCAUUGGACGAUGAUGACCAAAGCCGUUGUCAGUUGCACAGGGCCGUCUUUGAAAAAUGUUCUGGCGACUUGGAACACGCCGAUCCGAUGUACUACUUUAUUGCACGACUGUUGAAGGACGAGUACUGCUGGGCGGGACAAUCAGAUUCUGCUGAAAUUGCCAUCGGCGAAAGACUUUUAGAUCAUAUUGUGCGGAUCCUGAGUAAGGGCACACGGAGAGACUUGAGAGUGUUUUUCGAGACCACCGAGCUCAAUUCGCCAGCACGGUUGACCAAGCGUGGCAGCCCGUUCGAAUUCAUGAUCAGCGAGGAUAAAAAGUCAACGAAGAAGGCUGAACAGAAGGGUUCUGAGGAUGAGGCCAAGGCUCGGGCACUGGAGAGGUACAUCAAUCAACGCAUCGAAAAAGCCAAGGCAGAAAAAUCAAAGCAGCCUGAUGGCAAAACGGUUGACCAGGCCAAAAAGCUGACCAGUAUUUCCAAGCCAAAUCUCAAGACCACUCAAGCGGACAAAAUGCCCAAAACGCCCAAGCCAACGAGUCUUCCAAAACCAAAGAAACAGGGAAAGAACAACGGUAAGAAAGCCUCGCUUGCAACUACGCUGACCAGUGUUUUACCGGAACCUAUUAAGACCGCGAAAGUGAAGGCAGGUAACGUUGAUGUUUCUGACCAAGGAAUCUUUGACAAAAUUCGCGACAAGAUCGAAAAGCACAAGGGCCAUUCCGACGGCGAUGACUGCGACGACGAAGGUGCUACCCCUCCUGAGACCGUUGAGGUGACUACGACGCAGGUUAAAAAAAAGGUGCGCACAGAAACUGAAACGGAGACGGAUUACGACACCGAAACUGCAACAGACACUACAACGGUGUACAAGAUUACACAUCUUCCAACGACAAUGUACCAGUUUUUGACAAAGCACAAGUGGGAGAUGCUCACCAAGACCGAGUACGAGUAUGUCACCGACACCGAGUACGACACAGUCACCAAAACCUGUUUCGAUAUAGAGACCACCACCGAAAGAGAGCUGGAUAUUGAGCGCACAACCAAGACUGUUGCGAAAAAGACAAUCACCAAGUACGACACAGACACGGAAACAACGACAGAGACGGAGAUUGAGUGUAAAACUACAACUAAGGAAAAGACCAAGACGGUGGCUACGACAGAGCUGGCCACGACCACACAGACCGCCACAACUACACAGACCACCACCAUCACCACCUCCAUCACCGGUUCUGGCUCGGUCACGAUGACGUCAACUGUGACACUGUUCAAUGAGUUUACGUCGCGCUUCUGCUCCAUACUCGGCCGGCUGGGUGUCGAUUGUCCGUCGAUUCCUACACUGGCUGCCAUGCAGCUGCAACAGCGUGAUUUCGCGGAGCCAACGGGAAUUGCCUACGCCAACCAUUUCAGCGGAUCGAUCUCAGUUCCUACAACAACUGCUGAGGCUAGCAGGCAGUACAGUACGGCCAAAGUCACCGAGUCCAGGAACUCUACCCUGCAAACUAGCACGGUGGGUGCAUCGUCAACGGCCAGAAACGUGACGUUCCAAAACGCUGCCGGUGCGUCGCCGGACUCGAGUCUAUCAGCUGUGGUGAGCGUCGUUGGUUUCGUAUUUGCGCUUCACUGCUUUCUGUUUGAGUAA